UUUUGAUGGCUAAUAUAUAUACAAUAAAUGUGGAAUUUAAAGCUUCGGAAUUCUGUGGAAGGAAAUGAUGCCUUCGCAUUCUUCUGACUGCAUUGAAGGUGGCGAUCUUGGCGAACAGUACUAGGCUACUAUGGGAACAAGAAUGGUACUGUGGAGGGGCACUGUGGGAAGAGAAGUGUAGCGGUGCUGCCAUUGAACGGGGACAGUUGGAAAGCCUUUCUUGUCACCUCCCAUUCACACUCUCCCAUUCAUUCACAUUCAUUCUCCUCGUUGCUUUCCUGCGGUCUGCUUCCUUCCUCCGUUUGCUUCUUCCUCUGCCUCCUUCCUUUCGCUUUACAGAUAGUAGGCGGCGUAGAGACAAAGCGCGUGAAAGGGAGAGGAUGCAGCGGCGCAGGUCGACGCCGGCCGGCAUCUCGACGCUGCGGUGGGCGCUAACGUGCGCCAUCGGAGCUGUCGCUGUCGGUGCGCUGGUGGCCGUCCACGUGUUCCUCCUCCCCUCCGCCGCCGUCCCCGACGCCUUCAAGCUCCCCAAGCAACGUGAGAUUGGAUACCGGCGAAAGGCUAACGAGCUCGGCUGGACCCAGGAAAUCGCGCAUCCCCAACUCGCCAAGCUUCGGAUUUCCACUCAGAAGGUGGGCAUCACGAUGUCAGAUUCUUGGUUCGCGAAGUUGUGGAAGCCUCCGGCAAAUCGUAAUUUUGUGCCCUGUGUCGCUCCCAGUUCAUAUUUUCUGCCUCCUUCUCAAUCGAGGGGCUACUUGCUAGUUCAUGCCAAUGGUGGGUUAAACCAAAUGCGAGCUGGGAUAUGCGACAUGGUAGCCGUUGCACGAUUGAUUAAUGCCACACUUGUUAUUCCUCAACUUGAUAAAAGAUCGUUUUGGCAAGAUUCUAGCAACUUCUCUGACGUUUUUGAUGAAGAACAUUUCAUCCACACCUUGGCCGAUGAUGUCGAAGUUGUAAAGAAACUACCAAAAGAACUGAUGACAGCUGCAAAAGCAGUAAUACAUUUUCGAAGCUGGUCAGGACUAGAUUACUAUCAAGAUGAGAUAUCACACGUGUGGGAUAAAUAUCAGGUUAUCAAAGCUGCCAAGUCAGAUUCACGUCUUGCAAACAAUAACCUUCCUCCUGACAUUCAAAAACUUCGUUGCCGUGCUUUUUAUGAGGCUCUCAGAUUUGCUCCACGGAUUGAGGCACUAGGAAAAUUAUUGGUGGAGAGAAUGAGGUCUUACGGUCGAUAUAUUGCUUUGCACUUGCGUUAUGAAAAGGACAUGCUUGCUUUUAGUGGGUGCACAUAUGGCUUGUCUUCGGUUGAAUCUGAUGAAUUGGCAAGAAUUAGAGAGAACAUUUCACACUGGAAGGUUAAAGAAAUUGAUCCCCAAGAACAAAGGGCCAAAGGGUAUUGUCCAUUGACCCCAAAGGAGGUUGGAAUCUUUCUUUCUUCUCUUGGAUAUCCAUCGAAUACUCCAAUAUAUGUUGCAGCAGGGGCGAUAUAUGGAGGCGGCUCUCAUUUGUCUGAUCUAGAAUCUCGCUUUCCCAUUUUAUUAAGCAAGGAGAAAUUGGCAUCUGCAGAAGAGCUUGAACCUUUCAAAGAUUAUGCCUCACAAAUGGCCGCACUUGACUACAUUGUAUCGGUGGAAAGCGACGUAUUUGUCCCCUCAUAUUUAGGGAAUAUGGCAAGGGCAGUUGAGGGUCACCGCCGCUUCCUUGGCCACAGGAAAACAAUUAAUCCUAACAGAAAGGAUCUUGUUCAGCUGUUUGAUAAGAUCAAUCGAGGAUCUCUCAAAGAGGGGAAGAAGUUAUCAAAUAUUAUUGUAGAGAUUCAUAAGAGACGGCAAGGUUCUCCCCGCAAAAGGAAAGGUCCCAUUCCUGGCACGAGGGGUGUGGAAAGGUUUCGGUCCGAAGAAGCAUUCUAUGAGAACCCUCUGCCAGAUUGUUUGUGCCAGCAUUAACAUGAAGAGUUCGAUAACUCACCUGUGCAUAGAUAAAUUGGUAUACACCGAAGCCCCGUGUAGAGCAUCAUGUCCUACACCUGAUGGCUUGGCAAAAGAUUGAUACCCUCUAGCUAACAUCCGAUGAGGUGUUGGAAUCUCGACAUGCUUGACCCUAUUAGCUAUAGCACAGACAACCCUAUUGUUGGGAUGAACCGAUGAAGUCGGAUCUCUUGUUUUGCAGACUUAAAGAGAAGCUGAUGAGAAGGAUUCAGAAAGCAACUACUGGAACAACUGCUGUAACAGCCAUAUUGGAAAGAAGAUGACUCAUAGCACUAGUUUUCAUGUUCCUAUAUAUAUACAAUUGAACAAAAAUCAGCAGGGGGUGUCUCAAAUCUGUACAUCAACCACAUGAUGAUCUUUCAUAUUUUAUUGAAAAAAUCAGUUAAAACUUGAUUCAAUUGUUCUAAUUAGUAAUUACUGAGAAAUCAAACCUUUGUAUUUGGUUUCUCCUCAAACAUUUCUUGUGAUUCUAUCUCUGGUUCAUUUUACGCUACAAAGAGUGGUUUUCUUUAGUGUUUCA
This is a messenger RNA of Musa acuminata AAA Group (dessert banana), 2508 nucleotides long. Its product is annotated as O-fucosyltransferase 7-like. The record is from RefSeq and is a predicted model, not a curated record. The transcript is spliced from 12 exons. NCBI's taxonomy places the organism in Eukaryota, Viridiplantae, Streptophyta, Magnoliopsida, Zingiberales, Musaceae. Bases 381 to 1946 code for a protein of 521 amino acids. Gene Ontology annotation, cellular component: cytoplasm.